AUGGCGGCUCCUACACAGCUUGCUUACCGAACUCUCAAAGGGAUCGGCAUCAUGGAUGCUGCCCCUGUCUAUGAGCCUUUGUCGGGGUUUGCGAGACCCGAGGGAAAUCUCCGCUGCAGCGCAUACUCACCAUGUGGUCGUUAUUUUGCAUGGGCGUCGCCUGAAAAUGUCACCAUCAUCGACCCUUCCACUGGUAACAUCGUCUCGACAAUCGCUGCGGAUAAUGUUUUCGAGUUGGGCUUUUCGCCGCUCGGCACCUACCUGAUCACCUGGCAGCGACCCAGCAAGGAUGCCAACGGAGACGCCACCAAGAACCUCAAGGUGUGGCGUGCGGUUGAGAGCGGAGAUCAACCAUCGAUUGUGGGGAGCUACGUCCAGAAAUCACAGACUGGCUGGAACUUGCAAUAUACGCCGGAUGAGAAGCUGUGCGCUCGCGUCGUGACCAACGAGGUCCAGUUCUACCAGAGUGACAACCUGUCGACCGUGUGGAACAAGCUGCGUGUGGAGGGUGUUUCGGAUUUUGCGCUCUCGCCAGGACAGACCCAUUCAAUUGCGGUGUUUAUCCCAGAGCGCAAGGGCCAGCCCGCUUCCGUAAAGGUUUUUAUUGUGCCACAGUUCGGUGCCCCAGUCUCGCAGAAAAGCUUCUUCAAGGGUGACAAGGUCCAGUUGAAGUGGAACUCAUCUGGGACCACCCUGAUUGUGCUUGCGCAGACCGAGGUCGACCGUACUGGUAAGAGUUACUACGGCGAGACCACGCUGUAUUUGCUCAGUGCCAGCGGCGCGUUUGACUCCAGAGUUGAUUUAGAUAAGGAGGGCCCUAUCCAUGAUGUGAGUUGGAACCCCAACUCGAAAGAGUUUGGUGUUGUCUAUGGCUAUAUGCCCGCGAAGACUACUAUCUUCAACUUGCGCGGUGUCGCCAAGCACAACUUCCCUCUGAGCCCGCGCAACACCAUCCUGUUCUCGCCCCAUGGACGGUUCGUCCUGGUUGCCGGUUUCGGUAACCUGGCUGGUCAGAUGGAUAUCUAUGACAUGGACAAGAACUUCCACAAGAUUACUACGGUCGAGGCGUCCAAUGCUAGUGUGUGCGCCUGGUCGCCAGAUGGCCAAUAUAUCUUGACUGCCACCACUAGCCCCCGUUUGCGUGUUGACAAUGGCAUCCGUAUCUGGCAUGUCAGUGGUGGAUUGAUGUACAACGAGGAUAUGAACGAGCUGUACGACGUUACCUGGCGUCCACGGAGUCUGGCUCAGAACCCACUGGGUGACCCCUUCACCAAAUUGCCCGUGGCCCACCCCUCCGCCACCGAGUACUUGAGCACCCGCAAGGCUCCCGUGAAACCUGCCGGUGCCUAUCGACCCCCCGGCGCUCGUGGUCAAUUGACCCCGCUUGCCUUUAAGCGCGAAGACCAGGGUGGAGCUGCUUUCGUCCGCGAUGGCGUUCCCGGUGCCAGCAUGAACGGCUUCGGCAAGCCUCGCCACCGGACCGUCCCCGGUGCUGAACCUGCGGAGGAGUACCUGCCUCCUGGUGCGGCCCCUGGUGGCGGCGUUGCACUUCCUCCCGGCGCUGACGGGCAGGGCGAGAAGCUUUCCAAGUCAGCUGCCAAGAACAAGAAGAAGCGCGAAGCCGCUAAGAAGGCCAAGGAGGAGGAAAAUGCUCCUCCUCCUAACGCGCCCACUGGGCCCAGCCCCGAUCGCAACCGCAACCGUGGUAAGAACAAUGGUUCGCCAGUGAACGGCAACGCCGGUGCUAAGCAGGCCUCUGCUCCUGCUUCAGCUCCAGCCCCAAACCCGACGUCGGCCCCAGCCCCGCCCAUCGAUUCCUCGGCUCAGGACAAGAAGAUCCGUGGUCUCCUGAAGAAAAUCCGGGCCAUUGACGAGCUUAAGAUGCGUCUGGCUGGUGGCGAGAAGCUCGAGGAUACUCAGAUGAAGAAGAUCCAGACCGAGGACUCGGUGCGCAAGGAGCUUGAUGCCGUGGGAUACAGCGGAUAG
Molecule: messenger RNA, 1986 nt
Organism: Penicillium chermesinum
Lineage: Eukaryota; Fungi; Ascomycota; Eurotiomycetes; Eurotiales; Aspergillaceae
Product: translation initiation factor 2A
Exons: 5
Coding region: 1-1986 (661 amino acids)
Biological process (GO): translational initiation
Cellular component (GO): cytosolic small ribosomal subunit
Molecular function (GO): protein binding; translation initiation factor activity; tRNA binding
Source: RefSeq, a predicted model, not a curated record